CAUUUUCAUAGAAUAAAGGCCAAAUAUGACUGUCCAACACCCCAUAUGUAAAAAUAACAAACAACAAGCUUUGAUAAUCUCUCCCUCUCCAAGGGGUCCUUUUUGAAAACUUCCAACAAAUCUUUGCCAGAAUUUCAAACUCUUUCCUUUUCAUCGUAAUUUUCAGACUUUAUCCUUUUCAGCCUUUUGGGUUGGAUUGAGUCAUUUUCUUUGAUGAGAUUAACCUUAAUUAAUUAACUCUAAUGUUUGUUUGAGUGAGGUUCUUAGCCUUAAUCUUGAAAAUUAAGGCAACAGCCGAGUGUUUGGAGCUCAAGAAUGGAUGCAGCACAUGUGGAGAAGGUGUAUGUGAUUCUUGGAAAUGAUUUACAAGAUGGAUUCAAGACUUUGGAUUGGACACUUGGGAAAUGGAAACUUAAUCAAAUCUCUAUAGUAAUUCUCCAUGUGACUUGCAACAUUUCCAAGGACUUUGUUUACACCCCAUUUGGCAAGCUCCCUGUAAGUUCUGUGAGUGAAGAGAAGCUGGAAGUUCUUAGAAAAUAUGAGCAAGAAAAGAUAGAGAAGCUACUCUUUAAGUACAUAGCUUUCUGUGGAAAGGUGAAGGCUGAAACCAUGGAAGUUGAAAAAUCUGAUGAACCAAUUCAUAAAGUCAUAGUAGAUUUGAUCUCAAAACACAAGAUAACCAAAUUGGUUAUGGGAUUAACAUUCAUGAAGUCUUCAUCAUGGAAAUCAAAGAACGCAAUCAGUGGAUCAUUCUACAUCCAUCAGCACAAACCGAAUUUCUGCGAAUUUUUCAUAAUCUGUGGAGGGAAGUUGGUAUUCCUCAGAGGAGAAAAUGAAGAAACAAUCAUGGAGGAUGAUCAAGGAAUCACUGCUGCAAAAAGGGGUAACAGAAAAACUUGGCUAGGAAAAAUGUUUACAGAAGGAAGAAAUUUUAGCCACAUAGAUGCCUCAUCAAAGGGCCUAGAAUCACAGAAUUCUCAGAAUCAGUGGGAAAAUUUUGUCUUAGAGAUUCAUAAUUAUUAUGAGCAGUUGUUGUCUUUGAAUAUGGAUGAAGAUAUUUGCGAGGAAGAGAAUGAAAUUUUACAGGCUGAUUCAUUGGAGGAAGAUGUGCUAGAUCCUACUGAUUCUACCAUGAGUAUGGCAGCAAAAAUGGAAUUCCUGAGAAGUAAAAUAGAAGAUGCCCAGAAAAUAAUCCAGUUGAAGAAGGAAGAGGCUAAGCUCAAUGAAGAAAGGUCUGCAAAAGCUGAAUGGGCUUUGAGUUUAUGCAAUGCCAGGGUGGAUAAGCUUGAAGCAAAGAUAAAAGAUGAGGUGACAAAUCGAAUAGAGAUCAAGAAAUCAUUGGACAAUGAGAAAGAACAAAUUCAAGAAACCAUGAGUGAUAUUGCAGAAAACAGAAGCAGGCUAAACUCGGUUCUUGAACUCAAAUCAGAGCUCUCCAACAAGCUCCAUUUAUCAACGUUAGCAAGAUCACAUGCAGAGGCUCAACUAGAGAAGGCAGUCCUUGCAAGAGCAGAAAUGGUGAGGGAGAUUGAAGAGCUAAGGCAACAGAGAGACGUUCUUCAACGUAGAAUUGAGUUUUGUAAAGAAAAAGAUGCAAUAGGAAUGGUGAGCAAGUAUAAUGAGAUAACUUGUGGCUAUAGGGAGUAUAGUUCAGAGGAUAUCAGAUUGGCAACAGAUGGAUUUUCAGAGAGUCUCAGAUUGAAAUCCGGCGGUGAUUGGACUAAUGUGUAUCGAGGUCGAAUUCAUAAUUUAGCUGUUGCAGUCAAAAUGUUCAAUCAUGAUGCUGGAUUUUCCAGGGAAGAUUUUCUAGCCAAGGUUAAGUACCUUAACAACAUCAGACAUCCUCAUUUGGUUGCCAUGGUGGGGUUCUGCGUAGAGCCAAAAUGCAUAAUUUUUGAAUACAUGCACAAUGGUAGCUUAAGGGAGAUCUUGUUUUCCUCUGAAAGAAACCAAAAAAGUAGAGACAGGACCCUCCGGUGGCAAGACCGAAUCCGAAUAGCCCACGAGGUUUGUUCAGGCCUGGCCUAUCUUCACUUGGCAAAGCCCAGACUCGUUAUUCAUGGUCACUUGACAACAUCCAACAUCCUCCUUGACCGCAAUCUAGUUGCGAAGCUAAGUGGGUUCGGGCUGAGCCGACGCUCCAACGAAAAUUACGAUAGGCACCACGAUAUUCGGGCUUUUGGAGUUGUGUUAGUGCAUCUUUUGACUGGGAGAAAUUGGGGUGGGCUAUUAGAAGAGGAAAUGAAAUGGGACAGGUCAGGCCUUGUUGGGGUUUUGGAUGAGAGGGCAGGACAGUGGCCGUUGGAUUUGGCUGAGGAAAUUGUUGGGAUAGCAAUGAAGUGCAUGCCCAGUGAUCUUAGGUGUAAUAAAGAUUUGAGUAUAGGAACUGUAAUGGAAGAGCUUGAUAGGGUAAGGAAAAAGGCUGAUGGGAUAGUUGCUAGAGAAGGAUGUGAGGGUUUUGUUAGAGGUGUUGACAAAGAAGAGUCCAGGGAAGUACCUGGCAUUUUCCUCUGCCCUAUAUUUCAGGACGUAAUGAAGAACCCACAUGUAGCAGCAGAUGGAUUUUCUUAUGAGUUAGAAGCAAUAGAGGAAUGGCUAAAGAUGGGACGUGAUACUUCACCAAUGACAAAUUUAAAGCUCAAGCACAAAUUCCUCACCCCUAAUCACACCCUUCGUUCUCUCAUCCAAGAAUGGCAUAGCAAGAAUUCCAAUAUCACCUCAUGAUGAUGAUGAUGAUGCAUUUAUUACUGUAGAUUACAAAAUCAAAAUAAUAAGAUUCAUAAUUCUUUGUUUCUUUUAAAAUAAUUUAUCCCCCUCACCUCUUUUGUUAAAAUAAAUUUCUGAUUUGUUUUGAAUUAUUCAUACAAGCUCAGGUUCAUUAUUAACUUCUUAUCUGAGAAUUGGA
This is a messenger RNA of Manihot esculenta (cassava), 2905 nucleotides long. RefSeq names its product putative U-box domain-containing protein 50. The coding region runs from base 316 to 2724 and encodes 802 amino acids. Gene Ontology annotation, molecular function: ATP binding; ubiquitin-protein transferase activity; protein kinase activity. Gene Ontology annotation, biological process: protein ubiquitination; protein phosphorylation. The record is from RefSeq and is a predicted model, not a curated record. Lineage: Eukaryota; Viridiplantae; Streptophyta; Magnoliopsida; Malpighiales; Euphorbiaceae. The transcript is spliced from 8 exons.